AAACUGGCUGAGCAAGACUAUAACACCACUCCUCCGUGGCCUCUGCUUCAGUUUCUACCUCACGGUCCUGCCUUUGAUUUCUGUCCUGACCUCCCUUCAUGACGGACUGUAACCUGUAAGGUCAUUGCUUUCUUCAAUCAAUCAACAUGAAUGCAGUGGCAGACACAGCCAUCUUUUUGGGAAAAUUUCUAUAUUAUUUUUUAGAAUCUUUAGUUUUCAAGAUAAUUCCUAAAGGGAAGAAGGAUGUUUCUGGAGAGACUGUACUUAUAACAGGAGCUGGGAGUGGACUUGGAAGGCUCCUGGCCAUGCAUUUCGCCAGCCACGGAGCCAACUUAGUUCUCUGGGAUAUUAAUCAAGAAGGCAAUCUGGAAACAUGCAGGCUGGCCAAGGAAAAAGGUGAUGUGAAAGUCUUUGCCUAUAAGUGUGACUGCAGCAACAGGAAGGAGGUCUACAGGGUUGCUGACCAGGUUAGAGAAGAAGUGGGUGAUGUCACCAUUCUCAUUAAUAAUGCAGGUAUUGUAACAGGGAAGUCCUUCCUUGAUAUUCCAGAUCACAUGGUUGAAAAAUCAUUUCUUGUCAAUGCCAUCUCUCACUUCUGGACUUGUAAGGCCUUCCUUCCUGCCAUGAUUAGAGCAAACCAUGGUCACCUGGUCUGCAUUUCAAGCGUAGCAGGACUGGUCGGUAUUAAUGGACUAUCAGAUUAUUCUUCAACGAAAUUUGCUGCCUUUGGCUUUGCUGAGUCUCUCUUCCUUGAAUUAACUAUGAUAAGGAAAACUAACAUUAAAAGCACCAUUGUGUGUCCCUAUUUCAUCAAGACCGGAAUGUUUGAAGGCUGUACAACCAAGUACCCACUUCUCUUACCUCUCCUGGAGCAGGAGUACGUGGCUAGAAAAGUUUUCAAUGCUAUUUUAGAGGACCAAGUCUACCUCCUAUUGCCCAAGUUUGCAUAUUUUGCAUUGUUUCUCAAACAAAUAAUAUCUCCAAAAAUGAUGAUUGCCCUUGGCGAGUACCUUGGCGUGGACACCUGUAUGAAUUCGUUCACAGGGAGAAAGGAAGCAGAGGACCUGCAGACUGAAGCAGAAAGGAAAGAGCAGUAACUCUGGCCUCAACCAUGACAAUUGCACAUAGAGAUGAGCUGGUACACUGUUUGGAAUCCCCCUAGUGGUUGCAGCAUGUCACCGUACCUGGGACCACCCAGGCUUUAGAAAGGAUGUAGCUUUCCUUCCCAGGAGACAGUUUGCACAUAGCUCUUCCUCUUUCCCUUCUUCUCUCUCCUCAGUUUUUUUUUUUUUUCCUCAUACUGGUUCUCAAUAUACUGUCUAGGCUAGUCUUUCAUAAUCCCACUGCCGCUGCCUUUGAGGACUGGGUUGGUAGACAUUUGUCAUCUGUCUCACCUCAUGCUGAUAUUUUUCUAAGCAUUUACGUUAUCUCUCCAGAUUCCAAUAUAAUUCUUCAGUUUGGUAAAUAAGAAUGUGGCAGUCUUUUCAGUGAACUCUGAUUAUAUGAAUCAUGUAUUUAUAAAUAUAAUUAAUGUAAAUUGGCCCUAAUCCCAUUUUAUAAUAGAAUAUUAUACUUCCAGGAAAGAGGCAAUUAUAAGUAAUAUGCUUGUAAAUCAGUGUUAUGAACUGAUAAAUUUUAAAUAUAUGAUCAAAUAUUCAUAUUAACUUUGUAGUUUAAAAUGUUUACUUCAAAAAAUUUUUUUCAAUAUCUGACCAAAUAUUCAUAUUAACUUUGUAGUUUAAAAUGUUUACUACACAAAAUGAGGACAGAUUUGUAUUGCUUAUUAAUCCCUACUGAGUUUAAGAUGAUCGUGUGAAGAUUGUUAGUGUGAUUCAAGCUGAACAUGUUUAUUGGAUUAAAGAAAUCUGUACCUUAUCA
Messenger RNA from Acomys russatus (golden spiny mouse), 1878 nucleotides. RefSeq names its product short-chain dehydrogenase/reductase family 16C member 6. The transcript has 7 exons. Gene Ontology annotation, molecular function: oxidoreductase activity, acting on the CH-OH group of donors, NAD or NADP as acceptor. The record is from RefSeq and is a predicted model, not a curated record. The coding region runs from base 147 to 1097 and encodes 316 amino acids. Gene Ontology annotation, cellular component: lipid droplet. Lineage: Eukaryota; Metazoa; Chordata; Mammalia; Rodentia; Muridae.